UUUCACCCUGCGCCUCUGUCUCGCUUCCCGGUGGAUUUAACCUGUUUGACUGUUCGCCCAUCCAGAUCCAGAAGAAACUUUUUGUUUUUAUUCAUUCAUUUCUUAAACACCCAGUGCCCUGUUAUCGAUGGCGGAGGGUGUGCGUCCUGAGGACUACUGCGACGAGCCCGCGGAGGACGAUUUUGGAGAGAUCAUCAAGUGUCGAUCAGAUGAAAGAGAAGACGUUCAGAAGAAGACUUUCACAAAAUGGGUAAACUCACAGUUGUCUAAGACGGGGAAAUCACCUGUGGAUGAUUUGUUCUCAGACCUGUGUGAUGGGCGACGUCUGCUGGAGUUGCUGGAGGGGCUGACAGGACAAGCACUGGUGAGGUUGGAGAGAGGAUUCACUCGAGUUCACUCACUCAACAAUGUCAACCGUGCUCUGCAGAUCCUGCAGAAGAACAAUGUUGAACUUGUGAAUAUUGGAGCAGGAGACAUCGUUGAUGGUAAUCACAAACUGAUUCUCGGGCUUAUCUGGAGCAUCAUUCUCCACUGGCAGGUAAAGGAUGUGAUGAAGGAUGUGAUGGCGGGCCUACAGCAGACCAACAGUGAGAAGAUUCUGUUGAGUUGGGUUCGUCAGAACACACGCCAGUAUCCUCAGGUCAACGUUGUUAACUUCUCCAGUAGCUGGAAUGAUGGAUUGGCCUUCAACGCCCUCAUCCACAGCCACAGACCUGAGCUGUUUGAUUGGAGCUCAGUGGAGAAGAAGACGUCAGCAAUCGACAGACUGGAACACGCCUUUAACAAGGCAGAGCAACACCUGGGGAUAGAGAGACUGCUGGACCCUGAGGAUGUGGCAGUGCCUCACCCGGACAAGAAGAGUGUCAUCAUGUACGUGACAUCGCUCUUCAAGGUGCUCCCCCAAAUCGUCUCCAUGGAAGCCAUCAAGGAGGUGGAGACGCUGCCCCGGGCGACGCCAUCCGCCGUCACCCGGACAACGACAGAAGAGCACUACCAGAUCCAGACCCAGCAGCGCUACUCUCAGCAGAUCACAGUGAGUGUGGCUCAGGGGCGAGUGCGGAGCCCCUCCCCUCAGCCUCGCUAUAAAAGCUAUGCCUACACCCAGGCUGCCUAUGUCAAGUCACCCGAGCAAAAGAGGAGGCGUUUUACUGAUCAGUUCCUGACACCAAGCCAGGAGGAGCUGCAGCGGGGCCUCAGUCCUCUACCACCAGGCUCCACCAGCCUGGAGAGCUACCAGGCUGCACUGGAGGAGGUGUUGACAUGGCUGCUGACGGCUGAAGACGGGCUCCAAGCCCAGCCUCCCAUCUCCAGCCAUGUGGAGGAGGUGAAGGAGCAGUUCCACACACAUGAGGGGUACAUGGUGGAGCUGACCACCCACCAGGGCAGCGUGGGCCGGGUCCUCCGGGCUGGCGCUGCCUUGCUGGGGGAGGGUAACCUGAGCGAGGAGGAGGACUCGGAGGUCAGAGAGCAGAUGAAUCUCCUGAACUCACGGUGGGAGCACCUGAGAGUGGCUAGCAUGGAGAGGCAGAGCAGACUCCAUGAAGUCCUGAUGAACCUGCAGAACCAGCAGCUGCAGCAGCUCACUGACUGGUUAGAUGUGACAGAGGCGCGGAUCAAGAGGAUGGAGGCUCAACCGCUUGGCCCUGACCUGGAGGAUAUCAAGCACCAAGUUGAAGAGCACAAGCUUCUGCAGGAGGAUUUGGAACUGGAGCAGGUGAGGGUGAACUCUCUCACCCACAUGGUGGUUGUGGUGGAUGAAUCUAGUGGAGACAGCGCCACCGCAGCCUUGGAGAGCAGACUUCAGGUGCUCGGUGAUCGCUGGGCAGCCAUUUGUAAAUGGACAGAAGAACGCUGGAUUCUGCUACAGGAGAUUUUACUAAAAUGGCAGCACUUCACUAAUGAACAGUGUUUAUUCGACUCAUGGCUGACUCAGAAGGAAGAGCUUGUGAGCUCCAUCAAGACCUCCAACCUCAAAGACCAGGCAGAGAUGGUAGCAUGCCUGCGCCGCCUUGCUACUGUGAAGGCAGACCUGGAGGUGAAACGUCCCACCAUGGACAAGCUGUGCUCCAUGAGUCAGGACCUGCUGUCCAGUGUGAGGAACAAAGAUGUGGCCAGCAAACUGGAGGCCAGACUGGACAACUUUGCCCAACGCUGGGACCAACUGGUGCACAGUCUGGAGUUGAGUAGUGCCCAGCUGUCAUCCGCUGUUAGUGUGGCCCAGCAGUCCGAACUUACCCACUCAACUGUCACGUCAACCGUUACCAAGGUGACGACAAGGGAGAAGGUGUCCGCUAUUCGUCAGACUCGAGAGUCGCCGCCUCCACAGAAGAAGAGACAGGCCGUGGUGGACUCUGAACUCAGGAAAAGUUGCAUGCAUCCUUUUCUGCUGUCAUAUCUUGGCAGGUUUGAUGUGGACUUCACAGAGGUCCACAGCUACAUGACCCGUGGUGAGGCCAUCCUCCAGAGUCCCGAGUUCUCGGUGUCACGCAAGGACGGCAGCAUCCAGGAUCUGUAUGACAAAGUGCAGGCGAUAGAAAGAGAGCGGCCCGAGAAGUACCGCAAGCUUCAGGAGGCGACGCGCACAGCGCAGACGCUGGUCGAGCAGGAGGGAAGCCGCGCUGAUGACAUUGCCCAGGCAGCAGAGCAGCUGAACCAGCGAUGGGUGGGAUUCUGUGCCUUGUUGGCAGACAGGCUGGCAUGGCUGGCUUACCAGACAAAGGUGCUGGCCUUCUACAACUUGUACGAGCAGUGUGAACAGGCAGUGGACACCAGUGAGAACUGGCUCAAGGUCCAGGCACCACCAGCAUCUGAGCCAGAGCCACUUAAAGUACAACUGGACCGAUGUCGGCACGUUUCUGAGGAGAUUGCUCGCCUGGACGCCCUGCACCCUCAGGUGGAUCUGCUGGAAAAGCAGCUGAGGGAACUGAAGGAGGAGAAGGAAGGGGAGGAAGACCCCUCAGCUAUCCUGGACGCUGACAUCAGCGCCUUCAAAGAGCGCUACCAAACUGUCCUGGACAAUCUGAGGGCCAGAGAGAGGCAGCUCCAAUUGGUUUUGGAGAGCUUGCCCCCAGCUCGUUACAGGGAGACCAUAUCGGCACUGUUGGCAUGGUUACACCAAUGCGAGACCAAGAUGGCCAUCCCAUCCACAGCUGUUACAGAGUAUCCUGUAAUGGAGCAGAGACUGCAGGAUGUCCAGGCCCUUCAGGAGUCCCUGACUGAACACCAGGGGGAGGUAGACUACCUGACCGCAGCGGUGGAGCAGGUCUUCCAGAAAGCUCCACCAGAUAUCAGCCAGAAGUAUCGCACAGAGAUGGACACCAUCAUGGCACGCUGGAGACGACUCAGCACCACGCUGACAGACAACGCACAGAGAAUCCAGGAGCUGAUGGCCAAACUGAUGCAGUUUGAGAAUGAUGUAAAGACUUUAAAGAAGUGGAUGGCAGACGUGGAUGUCUUCCUGAACGAGGAGUGGCCAGCGCUGGGAGACUCAGAAGCUCUGGAGAAACAGCUAGAACAAUGCACAGCUCUGGUGAACGACAUCCACACCAUUCAGCCCAGCGUCAACGGCAUAAACGAAGUGGGUCUAUACCUGAAGAAAGAGGCGGAACCGCCAUUCGCCAUUCACAUUCAGAAAGAACUCGAUGAGCUCAACGCCCAGUGGGAGAACGUCUGUAAACAGGCCUAUGCUAAGAAGUCGGCGCUGAAAGGUGGCCUGGAUAAGACCAUGGCUCUGAGGAAGGAGAUGCAGGAGAUGCAGGAGUGGAUCAACCAGGCUGAGGAAGACUACCUGGAGAGAGACUUCACAUAUAAGACACCCGAGGAGCUCCGCAAAGCCGUGGAGGAGCUUAAGAGGGCCCAGGAGGAGGUCCACUCCAAGGAGCUAAAGGUCAAACUCCUCACAGACAGCGUGAACAGCUUCAUCGCCAAAGCCCCGCCCACGGCCCACGAUGCCCUGCGCUCGGAGCUGGAUGUGCUGACAGCCAACUACCAGCGCCUGUGCAGCCGUCUUGAUGGGAAAUGUAAAACUCUGGAGGAAGUGUGGGCUUGCUGGUGUGAGCUGCUCCAUUACCUGGAGCUGGAGAACGCCUUCCUGGACCAGUUAGAGCAGAAACUAGACGAGACAGAGAACUUGAAGGGAGGACCAGAGGAGUUACAGGAGGCCCUGGAUAGCCUGGAGCUCCUCCUGCGUCACCCAGAGGACAACAGGAACCAGAUCCGAGAGUUGGCCCAGACACUGAUGGAUGGAGGUGUUCUGGACGAACUCAUUCAGCAGAAGCUCGAUGCUUUCAACACACGAUGGGAUGAACUCAUGGCACGGGCGGCGCUCAGGCAGAAGGAGCUGGAGAAGAGUGCGCAGUGGGCCAGGGAGAAUGACACGACGCUGAAGCAGAUGCAGGACUCGCUCACCAACACAGACCGCCACCUCACCUCAUACCUGGCCGACCACAUCGACGCCCAGCAGAUACCACAGGAGGCCCAGAAAAUCCAGGCUGAGCUGAGUGAAUAUGAUGCAACCUUGGAGGACAUGAGGAAGAAGAACCAGGACAAAGAGCCAUCCCAGAACAUCAUGGGACAAAUAGACCUCACACAGAAAAUGCUGACCGGCGUGUGGACAAAAUUCCGGCUCUUCCAGAAGCCAGCCAACUUUGACGCUCGGCUGGCUGAAUGUGAGCGUGUGCUGGCUGGAGUGAAAAGUCAGGUGGGGAUGCUGGACAUCCGCAGCGUGGAGCAGGACGUGGUGCAGUCACAGCUGGACCAGUGCAUGAAGUUGUACAAGAUGCUGAGUGAAGUGAAAGGAGAAAUCGAGACAGUGAUAAAAACAGGUCGACAGAUCGUCCAGAGGCAGCAGACUGAGCAGCCCAAAGAUCUGGACGACAGGGUGACCGCCCUGAAACUGCUCUACAACCAGCUGGGAGCAAAGGUAACCGAGAGUAAACUGGAGCUGGAGAAGAGUCUGAAAUUGUCGAGGAAGCUUCGCAAGGAGCUGAACGGACUUACGGAGUGGCUGGCCGCUACCGACGCCGAGCUGACCAGGCGCUCUGCCGUGGACGGCAUGCCCAGUGACCUGGAGGCUGAGUUGGAAUGGGCUCAGUCCAUCCACGACGAGACAGAGCGGCGGCAGCCACAGCUGCAGGCCGUGGUGGAUCUCGCAGAAGCUCUCAAGGCCGUGCUGCGGGGCCACGGGGGCCUCGUAGAUGACAAAGUCAGUCUGCUGCACUGCAACUGGAUCGCAGUCACAUCCAGAGCAGAGGAAUGGCUCAACCUGCUGCUGGAUUACCAGCGGCAGAUGCAGAAGUUAGAUGGAGAGAUAGAGGAAGUGAACAGAUGGAUUGAUGGAGCGGAGAAAAAGAUGGAUGACAUGGACGGCCAGGGACCUAAUGACGCAGUGCUCAAGGUUUUGCGUGCAGAGCUGGAGCUGAUGAAAGGUAAGAUGGAGGAAGUGAGGGCUUUGUCCCAGGAGCUCAUGUCCACCAGGGGGGAGAACUGCCAGGCUCAGGUGGGACCCAAAGUGCAGCAGCUCAACCAGAGAUUUGACACCAUCGCUCAACGCAUUGCCUCUGGACUGACUGCAGCAUCAGCCAAGGAGUUGGAGCAGUACCACAGUGAAGCCCAGAUCUGGCUUGCACUCCUGGAGGAGGAAGUGAAACAGGGGGAAAACCUAAAAGAGGAGGACUUCCAGGAAGACAAGGACUGUGAGGAAGGUGCGGUGAAGGAGUUACUGGUGAAAGGAGAGAAUCUACAGAAGAGAGUUCCGGAUCUGGACAAGAGAGAGCAGAUCAGACUUAAACACAACCAGCUCAACAGCAAGUACAACACUGUCAAGGACCUGCGUCUACUGAGGAACAGGAAAGCAUUGGCGAUCGCUCCCCAGUGGUACCAGUACAGGAGGAAGUCACAUGACCUGCUGGCCUGGCUGGAUGAUAUUCAACGCAGUGUGGACCAACUGCCUGACCCUCCUGAGGGAGAGCGGGUUAAGGAAAUUGGCUCAGAGUUCGACAAGAAGAAGGAGGAGCUUAAGGAGGUGCAGGGCUUAGCCAAUCAGCUCUCAGAAGCUGGAGCCGCCAAUCUAGUGGAACCCCGCCAGCUACAGCUCAACACGCGUUGGGCUGAGGUGGAGGGCAAGUUCAUACCCUUCAAAAGACAAUGUUUCCCUGAUCUGCCGAUCCGCGAAGAUGACUACCUCACAGAGCUGCAGGCGUUGCUGCGUUCUGUGUCAGAGACGGACUUCAAGCUGAACUCUCCUGAAUACUGGCCCGCAGCGUUUUAUAACCUGCCUCAGCAAGAGCACUGCCUGAAGGAGGUGAAGGCCAGUAUUGCUAAGCUGCGAGGUCCAGUGGAGACAGCGCUGGCCCGCCGAGAGGAGAUGGUGUCGGGCGCACGACCUCUGGAGGGUCAGAAGAUCCAGGAAACUGCCGUCCUCCUCAACACCAACUGGGACAAGCUGAACAAGCUCUACCUGGACAGACUGAAGCGUUGGCAGGACUGCAACUCCAAGUGGCAGAAGUUUGUGUCAGAUCAGAAAACUGUGGAGGGGUGGCUGAGUGAAGCCGAGAGCACUUUAAAACUGGCUGAGACAGAGCCUGCAGCACACAGACAGCAUCUCAGGGACCUGACGGAGGCAAUACCCGUCCAGGAAGUGGUGCUGGGCAGAGUGAACUCCUCAGGAGAGGACAUCAGUCAGAUGAGCACACCAGAUGACGCCUUGCGGCUUCGAACUCACCUCAAAGUGCUCAACACUCGCUGGGUUAACGCCUGUCAGCAGCUCAAUGAGCACAAGAGGAGGUCAUCAGAGGCACGUACGGCAGCAGGGCAGCUGCAGGAGGACAUGGGCUCCAUGCUGGGCUGGUUGGACAAGGCAGAGGGUGUCCUGGCCAUCCCUCUGCAGCCUGCAGAGCCUCAGCACAUCAGAGACACUCUGGACAAAGUGCAGGCCCGUGUGGAUGAGCUUCCUUCCAAGCAGGUGGCAGUGGAUAAUCUGAACUCCAGACUGAGACAAAUACAACUUCCUGCGGACAAACAAAAAGACAUCAGGAUCAUCAACAGUCGCUGGGCUCAGGUUUCCAGGGCUUUGCCAGAGCGCCAGCUGGAGAUUGAGGGUUUGUUGAAGGAGUUGGAGAAGCUGCAGGGUCAGCUGGACGACCUGUCAGUGUGGGCAUCCCACACCAGAGCCAACCUCGAACACAGCCCAGAGGAGCCACAUCCCAGGAUCAUUGAAGAAGUGCAAUUUAAACAACCAGAGGUGGAAGAGGUUUUGCUGCGAGCUGAUCAACUCUUCAGGGACAUUCCUCCCUACCACCCAGACAAGAUGAAGUAUACCAAGCUGAGAGAAGACUGGACAGUGAUCCUGGAGCUGUUGAGGCAGCACAAAGAGAGGAUGGCUGCUCAUCUUGUGGCCAAAAAAGCCCAUGAAUCUCUCACAGGGAGUUCGAUGCCUGACUCCGCGGCAUUGGCUCACUUCAACAAGUCAUGGGCGGAGCUAACCGACUGGCUGACCAUGCUGGACAACAUGGUGCAGAACAAGCGAGUGGUGGUGGCCGACCUGGAGGACAUCAGCGAGAACAUUGGCAAGCUCAUGGAAUCACUGCAGGAGCUGGACCAUAAGCGCCCCCUCCUGGAGAGACAGGUCACGGCGGCCCAAAACUUGAAGAACAAAACCAGCAAUCAGGAGACACGCAACGCGAUCACUGAACGCAUUGACAGGCUUCAGACUCACUGGGAGGACUCACAGACCAAACUCUCUGAUAGGACGAAGCAGCUCCACAACAUGCUGCAGGACUCCACCGAUUGGCUGGACGCAAAGAAAGGGGCGGAUCAUCACAUCAUGCGGGCCAGUGAGAGGCUAGAGUCCUGGCAGGAAAUCACCUACACAGCAGAUGCACUGAAGAGACAAAAUGCUGAACUAAAGCUCUUUGUGAAGGAGCUGCAGCAGUGUCAGGGUCAGGUGGAUAAAACCAAUGCUCUGGCAAAUAAACUGCUGACGCUCUACGCGAAUGAUGACACGCACAAGGUCACCCAGGUCAACGAUAACAUGAUGGCAACAUGGACACACAUCAGCAAACGUGUUUCAGACAGGGAGGCUGCUCUGGAAGCUGCUCUGCGACUGCUGCAGCAGUUCUACCUGGACCUGGAAAAGUUCCUCAGCUGGCUGACGGAGGCUGAGACAACUUGCAAUGUGUUAAUCGAUGCUACCAACAAGCAGAGACUUCAGGAGCAGCCUGAGGCAGCCAGGAACCUGCUGGCACAAUGGAAGGAUCUUCAGGCAGAGAUUGACAGCCACACAGAGUUGUACCACUCCCUCGAUGAGAAUGGCCAAAGGAUUCUUGCCUCGCUGGACAACACAGCGGACGCUGCUCUGCUCCGAAAACGUCUGGACAACAUGAGCCAGCGCUGGAACGACCUGCGCAACAAGACCCUCAGUAUGAGGGCCCACCUGGACUCUGAGAUGGCCCCAUGGAAGAGGCUCCACAUGUCCUUGCAAGAGCUUCUCAACUGGCUGAGGCUGAAAAGUCAACAGCUGGAGCGCGAGCCACCUGUAGGUGGCGAUGUCCCUGCCGUGCAGGCACAACUGGACACACACCGGGGCUUCAGGAGAGACCUGAGAGCUAAAGAGCCAGUUGUGACCAAGAGUCUGGACGAUGUUGGAAUAUUUCUGGCAGAACUGCCCCGAGACUCACCCUCACUUGAGCAGAGAGACAUCAGUCCAGAGGAGCGUGCCCAGAAUGUGGCUCGAAUCCUGCGCAAGGAAGCAGAUGACGUGACUUCGAAGUGGGACCAGCUCAACAUCGACUCCGCUGACUGGCAGAGGAGGCUGGAGAUUGCUCUGGACAGGCUGAUUGAACUACAAGAGGCGGAGGACUUGCUGGAUGGUCAGCUGAGGCAGGCAGAGAUGGUGAAGGAGGCGUGGGAACCUGUGGGUGACCUGUUGAUUGAUUCGCUUCCGGAGCACAUCGAAAGAGUCAAGGAGUUCCAGGAAGAGAUCGCCCCAAUUAAAGAUGACGUAACUCACAUGAACCAGCUGGCGUCCACUUUCGGUCCACCCGACAUCCAGCUGUCACUUAGCAACCUGGAACGCAUCGAAGAGCUCAACACACGCUGGAGACUGCUCCAGGUCGCCAUGGACACGGCGAAAAACAACUCAGGCAGAAAUGGAUUGGGUGAGGUGGACUCAAAGAUCUCCAUCAGUGAACAUCUAAAGCAGCUGACAGAUGCUCACCGGGACUUUGGGCUUCUGCACGGGUCUGUCGAGAGCCCCUUCGAGCAGGGCGUCUCCCCAAACAACGUGCCCUACUACAUAAAAGAGAAAACUGAACCUGGCCAGAUCACCGCAGCUCUCCAUCAGACCCAGACAACAUGCUGGGACCAUCCCAAGAUGGCCGAGCUCUACCAGUCUCUGUCCGACCUGAACAAUGUCCGAUUCUCGGCCUACCGGACAGCCAUGAAGCUCAGGCGCCUGCAGAAGGCUCUCUGUUUGGACCUGCUGAGCAUGCCGGUGGCGUGCGAGGUGUUCGACCAGCACGGUCUAAAGCAGAACGAGCAGCUGCUGGACAUCUCCCAGCUGGUCACUUGUCUGACCAGCCUGUACCAGCGACUGGAGCAGAGCCAUUCCCACCUCGUCAAUGUCCCGCUGUGCGUCGACAUGUGCCUCAACUGGCUGCUAAACGUCUACGACACUGGACGCACCGGAAAGAUCCGGACUCUGUCAUUCAAAACUGGAAUCAUCUCACUCUGCAAAGCUCACCUGGAGGAUAAGUACAGAUUUUUGUUCAGACAGGUUGCCAGUGCCACCGGGUUCUGUGACCAGCGUCGCCUUGGCCUCCUUCUACACGACUCCAUCCAAAUCCCCCGGCAGCUCGGCGAGGUCGCCUCGUUCGGCGGCUCCAACAUCGAGCCCUCAGUCCGCAGCUGCUUCCAGUUUGCCAACAACAAACCAGAGCUGGAGGCCGCCAUGUUUCUUGACUGGAUGCGUCUGGAGCCCCAGUCCAUAGUGUGGUUACCAGUCCUGCACCGUGUGGCUGCUGCUGAGACCGCCAAGCACCAGGCCAAGUGUAACAUCUGCAAAGAGUGUCCCAUCAUAGGAUUCAGAUAUCGGAGCCUGAAACAUUUCAACUAUGAUAUUUGCCAAAGCUGCUUCUUCUCGGGUCGUGUUGCCAAGGGACACAAGAUGCAGUACCCCAUGGUAGAGUACUGCACUCCGACGACAUCAGGGGAGGAUGUCAGGGAUUUUGCCAAGGUACUGAAGAACAAGUUCAGGACCAAGCGUUACUUUGCGAAACACCCACGCAUGGGCUACCUGCCGGUCCAGACAAUCCUGGAGGGAGACAACAUGGAAACUCCUGUCACUCUGAUCAACUUCUGGCCCGUAGACCAUGCGCCCGGAUCGUCCCCGCAGCUCUCUCAUGAUGACACACACACACGGAUUGAGCACUACGCCAACCGGUUAGCAGAAAUGGAGAAUCGUAAUGGCUCUUAUCUGAAUGACAGUAUCUCACCAAAUGAAAGCAUCGAUGACGAGCACAUGUUGAUCCAGCACUACUGCCAGUCUCUGAACCAAGGCUCUCCUCUCAGCCAGCCCCGCAGCCCCGCCCAGAUCCUCAUCUCCAUGGAAACUGAGGAGAAGGGAGAGCUGGAAAGGGUCCUCAAUGACCUGGAGCAGGAGAACAGGAAGCUGCAGUCAGAGUACGACCGUCUGAAGAAAGCCCAUGACAGGAAGGGCCUGUCCCCACUGCCGUCGCCUCCAGAGAUGUUGCCGGUGUCGCCGCAGAGCGCGCGCGACGCCGAGCUCAUCGCUGAAGCCAAACUGCUGCGACAGCACAAAGGACGCCUCGAGGCCAGGAUGCAGAUCCUGGAGGACCACAACAAACAGCUGGAGUCCCAGUUACACAGGCUGAGGCAGCUGCUAGAGCAGACGGAUUCCAAGGUGAACGGCACAGCUCUGUCCUCUCCCUCCACUUCGUCUCAGCGUUCAGACUCCUCCCUCCCUCUGCUCCGUGUGGCUGCCAGCCAGACUACUGAUACAAUGGGUGAUGAUGAGCUGUCCAGCCCUUCCCAAGAUGCAUCUGGGCUGGAGGAAGUGAUGGAACAGCUCAACAAUUCCUUCCCUCAUAGCCAGGGUCCCAGUAUUGGCAGUUUGUUCCACAUGGCUGACGAUCUUGGCCGCGCCAUGGAGUCACUGGUCAACGUGAUGACAGACGAGCAGAGCGCCGAACAGCACGAGGCCCUGCCCUUCUGAUCCGACCUCCCUCUCUCUCUUCCCCUUCCUCCCUUUCAUCCCUCAGCAUGCUUUUCUAGUCAAAACAACUGGAUUGGAAACACAGUUUACAAAGAGAAUACAUAACGUCUAUUUUUGUGAAGGAUUGCGGUUCCAAUGAUGCGUUAAAAGAAAAAAAAAAAAGGAAAAAAAGAAAAGAAAAAUCAUUAAAACUUGUAGAUUUCAGUAGUUUCUUAAAACGUCCUGAAGUUGUUUUAUUAUUAACAGAGGCUGAUUUUUAAACUUCUAUGCAACUGUAUAAAAGGCGGGGGGAGAGGGGGGAGGGGUCGGUGUGUUAGUGUGGUCAUAUAUUUGUCCUCUCUUUUUAAAUCGGGGGGAACGGCUGAGAACAUUUCAGACAUUUGUAUGAGGAAAAAAAAAGAAUGAUUGUAAAUCAUAAAGGGUGCUUAUUAAGAGGAAACUGUCUUUCAAUAACAGCGUACACAACUGUCAAGGUAUUACAGUACAUUGUCUGUGAGACUGUGUGUGUGUUUAUGUAUGGUUCUAUACAGUAUGUGUGUGUGUGUGUGUGUGUGUGCGCGUUUCCCCAUUGCAUUACAGAUGUUUUUUUUCUUUCCAUCCAUCCAUCCAUCCAUCAUCCAUCCUUUUCACCUUCGCCCAUUCUGAGCAUCUUUGUGACAACAGGAGUUUUCCCUGUGUUCCUUUUUUCUACCACAGUGUACUGUGUGCAUAAGCACAUGUUGAGAAAGCCUGAGUCAGAGUCGGGCAAGGUCACUUCAGACCGCCUGCUAUCAGCUCUAUGUAGCAUUUAUUUUUUUUUUCUUUCCUGUUUUGUUUGCAACAAAAAGGUGGAUUACAUGACAGCUUCCAAGCCACAACGUCUCCAUACAUCGCCCCUCUGUGGCCGACUGUAGUAUUGCUCAAAAGUCAAAUUACAUGUGUGAAGAUGUUUUUUCUAAUAAGUACUCCGGUCAUGUUCGAUAAUUCUGAUCACACUGUUUCUUCUAAGUAAAUGUGAAGAACAUUUGAAGAAGAAUGUGAAUCUUUCGAGUCCAAAGUGUUUUUAUGGAUUUUUAAAACUUCACAUUACAUCCUGAUUAUUGCAGUUGAAAAUGUAAACUUCAUUUAAAGUUUCACCUCUCGUCUACAGUGUCGGCAUAUGUUCAGGGCCUGUUUUGUGCACACAGUACACCGUCUGAUCGUCGACGACGGCUGCUCCUUGUUAGAUUUACUGUAAGUGAAUGUUCUUCAAACACUACGAGGUUUGGCUCGUUCAUUAUUUUUGAUGAAGAGCUAAAAUUUCAAUUUCAAAUUACAAAAAAAAGAUUUUCUUAACAAGCCCAGUACCAUAAGCUCUACCUCGUAUAAAUUGUCUACUAAAGUCUAGUUCAGAGGUAAUUUCUCUACUGUACUCAACCCUGCACUCUUCUCACAUUAUUAGUUGAUGAUUGCUGGCUAAUUGAUUUAUGUCAAAAGUCCUAAUCGCUCUCUACAUGUCACUCUGCUGUGUAGGAGCGUCCAGUCUGAAUGUACAUCUAUGAUUUUACACUCACAAAUCAAAUAAUCCAUGUGCACUACUGUCAAACCUGGGAUUUACUAGAUAUUUGUUUUCUGUGUGCGGAGAAUGCAUUUAUUCUAGUUGUGUUACAGUGUUAUGUUUUUCGUCCUUCGGUUAAAAACAUUAAGAUUUGUGCCGUGUGAGGUGUUACAAUAUUAGCAUGUGUGACUUAAGAGAAUCCAUCCUUGUUUAAUGUAUAACUACUCAAAGAGGUUAUACACACACACACACACACACGUGUCUGUGUGUGUGUGUGUGGUUUUUGACAUCUAUUCUUGCAGCAUGAUCCAAGAGGUUUUUGUUUUUGGUCCAGACACUGAAUUUGUUUUUGUUUGUUGAUUUUUUUUCUUCUUUUUUUUUCAUUUCUAACAUUUGUUUCAUGAUCACAUCAUUUUUGAAACGACGCAUCAGUUCUUCACAACAUAUCAGAGUCCACCAAAUAUAUGCCUUACUACUGUAUUAUAAAAUGCUUUACUGUGUAUCAAUAAAGCACGCAGUUAUGUUGA
Molecule: messenger RNA, 13273 nt
Organism: Solea senegalensis (Senegalese sole)
Lineage: Eukaryota; Metazoa; Chordata; Actinopteri; Pleuronectiformes; Soleidae
Gene: dmd
Product: dystrophin
Exons: 87
Coding region: 128-11230 (3700 amino acids)
Biological process (GO): synaptic signaling
Cellular component (GO): plasma membrane
Molecular function (GO): protein binding; zinc ion binding
Source: RefSeq, a predicted model, not a curated record